Molecule: messenger RNA, 6269 nt
Organism: Paramormyrops kingsleyae
Lineage: Eukaryota; Metazoa; Chordata; Actinopteri; Osteoglossiformes; Mormyridae
Gene: ngfrb
Product: nerve growth factor receptor b
Biological process (GO): Rho protein signal transduction
Cellular component (GO): cell surface; plasma membrane
Molecular function (GO): nerve growth factor binding; coreceptor activity; death receptor activity
Source: RefSeq, a predicted model, not a curated record
AAAAGCACGAAAGAGGGGGGGUGACUGUUCGUGUGUUAAUGAGACACGAGCAAGGCUUGCUAUCUGUAUCUCUGGUCUUCGCCUUUCGUUAUCCGCACGGACGGAAGAACUUGGUACAACAACCUGCCACGGUCGAUAUCAUUCCUAGAAGCGUCCUAAGCAACUCGACCCAAGUUCAGGGACUACAUCUCAUUCUUCUGAGGACCAGCUGAAACAGAAGCCUAAGACGUAUUGGAUAGACCACCUGAAUAUGUUUAUUUAUUUAUUGUAAUAUAUGAAUCAUUUUUAAUAUUUCUGUUCGCCAAUCGAGACUAUUAAAAACAUCAGUAAUUAGCGAAGUUACGCAUUCAUUAUGGGAUCCUCGAUUUUAAUGCUUCUGCUACUAGCGGCAGCGACGAUCGAGCCCAACGCUCACGCCCAAACCUGUAAUUCAAGGCAGUACACCAGCAGUGGGGAGUGUUGUCGUCAGUGUCAGCCCGGUGAGGGCAUGGUGAAGCCAUGUGGACGACAGCAGACUGUCUGUUCGCAGUGUCUGGACAGCGAGACCUUCUCCGAGAACUACAGUCAUACGGAGGUCUGCCAGCCCUGCACCAAGUGCACGGGCCUAAUGCGGAUGCUUACGCCAUGCACCGACUCCAAUGACGCCAUCUGCGCGUGCGACUAUGGCUACUUCAUGAGUGAGAUGACAGGAAAAUGUGAGCCCUGCACGCUGUGCCCUGUGGGCAUGGGCGUGCUGCUGCGAUGUGAGCAUGAUCGUGACACGAUUUGCGAGGAAUGUAUCGAUGAGACCUACUCAGACCAGGAAAGCUCUCUGGAUCCCUGCCUGCCCUGCUCCAUCUGUGACAGCAUCCUGGAUGUAGAGUUGCAACCCUGCAGCAAAGUUAAAGACACUGUGUGCCAAGCCAUAAAUCCCUUCGAUCCGUCAGCCUCACCUGAGUCAUCGAUGGUCCCCUUCUUCUCUGAGAACCCUCUGUCAGUGUCCCCCCCUGAUGGUGCCACCACAGCCAGGCCUAGUCCCCUGAUGCCCUUUGGUCAGGGGCUGAACAAAAAGCUCAUCCCCAUCUACUGCUCCAUCCUGGCCGCGGUGGUAGUGGGUCUGGUGGCCUUCAUCGUCUUCAAGAAGUGGAACAGCUGUAAGCAGAACAAGCAAGGGUCAAACAACUGUGCAGUGAGCCAGACCCCGUCACCUGAGGGGGAAAAGCUGCACAGUGACAGUGGCAUCUCGGUGGACAGUCAGAGCCUGCAGGAGCAGCAGCAGCAGCAGCAGAUGCAGGCGCAAACAGUGGUGAAGAUAGAUGGAGAGAGCAACCUUACAAUACCGCCCCACAAGUGUGAAGAAGUAGAAAAACUGCUCAACCAAGGCUGUGGAGGUGAGGGUACAGGGGCAGAGGAUGACACAGACUGGUGCAACCUGGCGGGGCUCCUGGGAUACGAAGACAAGCACAUCAACUCUUUUCGCCAAGAGGAACACCCAGUCCGAGCCUUGCUUUCUGACUGGGCCAGCAAGGACUGUGCCAGUUUAGAUGCACUAUGCUCAGCCCUCCGCAAGAUCAACAGGGAUGACGUUGCUCAAAGUCUCAUCACAGCCACCUCAGCGGUGUGAUACCCUGGCUUACCCUGUCAUUUCUCUCAAAAUAAUCCCAACCCAAUUACGUUAACCCUCAUCUUUCAUGCAGUUAGUUGGUUAAGUGGGUAAGAGGGCUAGAUAACAUCAGGAAAGGUUUUGGAGGUACAGGGAAAAGUGAAGGAGAGACCUGGAAAAAAGCAGGUGUAACUAAACUUAUUAGGGUAAUGGUUUCAAAAGAAGGAUUUCAUGAAGACCCCCCUCCAUUUCCCUUAAACAAACAUCCAUUGGGAAAGGUGGGGGUUUUGUCUUGUGUGUCUACAUUACCACUGGUUGAGGUCUUGUGUGGUCUUCCCAUUCCAUUUCUUUUAGUUUCUUUACUCUCUCAUGUGUAUCACUUUCUGCCAUUGCAUUUCUAUCAGUCAAUGCACCAUGACAAUCCAGUAUUACUCUUCCUACUUAAAAAGCCACCUGUUCUGUGCUGUUAGCAUCUUGUUAUAACCGCACCCACAUCCAUAAUGGCAUUAUAUUCUCCAUUUCUUCCUUUAGUAGGAUUACGAGCCAUAAUGCUGUCUAGCUGUUCCUUUAGUUACAGCGAUAGCAAAUGCCUGUUCUUUCGCUCCUUCUUCCCUUAAAGUUUGGUCUCCCUUCUGAAUCAGCUCAGGAAAGUAGCUUGCAGUAUUUUCUGGGAAUAUCAAUCAAUUGACAGUUUGGUAUUCCAGUUCUUCUGCCUUCUUUUUAUAACUGUUUUUAUUCUCCCUCAAGCAAAAACACGAAAGAUGCGUUAACGUCAAUGUACAUUUUGUAAAGUACUGUAAGCCAUUGUUUGUGACUAUGUACUAGGUGUCUGUGGCUUAAACCAUACAGAUGAAUAUCAGCUUUUACCAUUUAAAUGGACCUUAAAGAUUAACCAGACAUGAACAACAAAUUAGAAGGUCAAAUGUUAAGCUACAGACUACAGAAAUGUUAAGCUGAGUGGGUAUAACAAUGGUUUUUACUGUCAGUGUUAAAAGAUAGCAAAAACAUGUUUAAACAAAAGAGUUAUAAUAGGUGACUGAGUCAAAUUCAAAAAUUUAGUUGGCUUACGUUAUAUUUUUAUUUUAUCAAAUAAAAGUGCAGUGCAGCAUCAGAUAAUGAACAAUGCAACAAGGCAGGUUUUGCUGGCAAGUUUAGUGUGAAAAUGUGGGGCUAAUCUAUACAGAGUAAUUUGUCUGUAUAACAUAAGGCCCUGACUCGUUCAUUUGAAUACAAAUACAACACACAUGCAGGAAGUAAGAAACGAUUUUUACAGUUUCAUUGUAUUGAAUAAAAAAUUAGAAAAAAAGAAAGACCGGCUAUGGUAGAUGGCAAAGGGUUUUCCCAACCUUGGAUUAUACUCGUAUAAUCAAUACCCUAAAGUGUGUCAGUAACAGUGAAGAUACAUACAUGAAAUAUUGCGUAUUAUAUAUUCUAGGCAAAGAUUAAUUUCUUUUUGUAUGUGUUAUAGACGGCAUGUGAAAACUCAUUAUAGUAUAAUAUGUUGUUUACAGGAACUAAUUAGAGAUGCAUAUAACAACACUGUGGCCUUAUCUGUAUGUAAGACAGUAUUUUAUAUAAUGUACAUUAAUCGUAAACUAUAGCGAACAAAUUCAUAGCUAGUAAUGCAUUGCAACAGAUUUUAAUGCUUCAGGAUCAACAGAACAUCAUUCCUCAGGGUCCCACACACGUGGCCUGACAUUUGCUUGAUAUGCUUAUUGUCUAUGUUCCUAUUGUAUUGAUGGUUAAAGUAUGAACAUUCUCAAUUAUAUACAGAAUAGUGAGUAAAAGAAUUUAGUGUGAAAGAGGUAUUAUUUAAAGGAAAGAGCUGUCUCUGUCAGAGGUGUCCAGAGUGACUGAGGAUGCACACAGACUGCAGCAGUGUGAUUAGUGCACCCCAGCAUAAUUUAAUUGAAUUUUUCAUUUCAGACAGAAGGUCACAAAAAUAAAAGACAGAAACAAAAAUUUAAUAUGUGCGCUAUGGUUGAAAAACUUGCUCUGGUAACUUUAGGCUUUUUUGACUUUUUUGCUUGGGGAAGCUGGCUGGGGAGUCCUGGGCGGGGAAUGGACUACAUAAAGCUGACAUUGUCAGCAGAGAGGCGAUGCUGUUGCUGCAAUCUGAGGGCACAGUUCAAAUAAGUGUUAGGUUUUCACAUUCACAGUGGUGAUCGCAUUUUGAAACAAAUGAUCACAUGCUGGAGAGGCUGAAGAUACCCAGAUAUGAAAUUGUAAAUUUACAUUUAUACUCAGGGUAGAGAAACUUUCUAAAAACUCAUUAAAACCUAUUUACACACCCUGACUACACACACACACACAGAACUGUACUCAUAUCUUAGUGGGAACUGUCUGUUCAUUUCUAUGGACAAAACCCUAAUCCCAACCAUGACAAUCUUAAACCCUACCCAGCCCUAACCUUAACCAUAAGUAAACAAACAAUUUACAAGCCUUUUGGAAUUUUUAGGUUUUUGAUUGCAGUCACAGAUUUUUAUAAAAUUGAACUUCAGUUUGUGGGGACCAAAAAAAUGGUUCCCACAAUGGCAAAACAACAGGUUUUUAUAACAUUGUGGGGACAAUUGGUGUAUGAUGUAUAUCUGACCCCCUCCCAACCACACACACACAACUGUUCUCUUCUGAGAAUAACUUGACAUUUUAGAAUGUAGGUGCUUGCUACCAUUCAUUGGCUAAUCUACUUUGAACAGCAACUAUGAGUAAAUGGCUACAGCAUUUGCUGCAGUAGGGUCAACCUGAGGGCUACCUGAUUAUUUCAUUUCAACAAAUGAUAAUAGAACAAAUCAUAUUUAAACAUGUACAUUGUAGGCAUAGUUUAUGACGGAAUAGUGGAGUGCCAUUGCCCCUAGUGUCAUUAUGAUGUCAUUCGAUUCUAAAGCAUCUGUACAAAUAUGAUUCUAAAAUGGCAGGCUGCAGAAACUCAAUAUAGCAUAGCACAAUGAAGAGUGUUCAGCCAAAUCACAAUUUUGUUCACAAGAUGUCUUUUUAAUUUGGCCCCAUGUAAGGAUAUUGCAUUUAAUUCCUUGCCAUUGGUAGUUCAUGGGAGAAUUUAUUUAUUUUUUCUCUGCUUUUAGUCCUACUAGGACCUAUUAGGGUUUUGUUACAUGCAAAUCAGUUGAACCUUAUUGUGCCGUAUUAUAUAGCUCAGUUAGUAACAUGUGCAGGAUCCCCAUUGGAGACUAUUAAGCAACACUUAAUAUCUUGGACACAAUGAUGGCAUGUAGUGAAAUGAUGUGACAUUGUGAUAUAUAGUAAAAUCUCCCCUUCACCAGAGUGUGUCUGAGUGUGUGCUACAUUUUUUCACUCCAUGUAAUAUAAUGAAUUCUUCUUCAAUAUUUGUUCUUGACUUUUUUUCUUACUACCACAGGGGAGCUUAUUACAUGAGUCCUGGUUUAAUUUUCACAGUAACACUUUGUUACUUUCAUGAACUGGUGUAAAGUUACUUCCGCUAAGUGAAGGUGAAUGUUCCCAACUUAUGAAUGUUUAUGUUCCAUAAUUUUAUAUUGUGUCAUUAUCAUUUUGUUGAAAAAGUAUUAUUUUCUAAAAUAUGACAUUUGACUUGCUUGUAGCACUUACAAAUGUAAAUAUGUAUUCUACAUCACAAGUGCCUGGGAGUUUCAGCAGGUCUUCUUUGAUGUGUUUUUUUUCCUUCUUUAUUGCUUUGCUGUAAUAUGAUUUAUAAUUUUUUUUGUCACAUGUAGCCUGUUGCACAGGUCGAUGGUAUAGCCCUACUGGUAGGCCGUGUCAGGGUGACACUGCACUCACUGGCUUCCCUCUCACUGUGUCUCAGGAGUGAAUGACAACACUGUCAGGCUGUCUGUACAGCCCCACACUGCCGAGUGCUAACAGCUCUUUGGUGUGCUUGAAAACCAAUUGGCCAAUUAGCUAGUUCUUCGGUAAAGAUAACGGAAUUACAACAGAAUCUCACUACAAUUUGGAAAAAGAGAAACUGACUUGCUUUGCUUGAAAUGCCAUCAGUUCUCCGCUGUUGUAUCACAGCUAUCAAACUACACUGCAUAAUUGGUGGCACCCUUCACCAAAUGUGUGACAUUUUGGUAACGGAGUUACCUCUGCUGUAGCUCAAUUUGAGUGGUGCAUUUGGCUAAUAUAAUUUCCCCCCUCAGUCUAUCAUAUGUCUCUGUUGCAUCCUUAAUUGAUAAGACUGUAGAGGGCAUGUAUUUAUUGUAUCUUGCCACUGACAAAAUGGGAUACACUUGCACACUAGUGUGCUUUAUUCCCACAAAUGUGACAACUGAGGGGACCAAAAAAAUGUAUGUAUCAUAACAAUUGAUGUAGAUGUAUCAUAACAAUUGAUUUGCUGAAGGCUGAGCAUGAUCAGCAUGAAGGGCAACUUAAAAACCAGAACUAAGUGGCCCUUUGUCUUUAACGAGGAGGUGGGGUGCAAAGUCACUCUGCUCACUCUGCUGUGACCCCAUGGUGACCUGAAGGACAAAAUUUCAGCAAUGCAAAGGCUGGUUCUUCAGGUCUUCGAGUUGCUGAGAGGCAAUGCAGGCUGGGACUAUGAGCAGUUGAGAAGACAUGGUUAAAACUGAAAAAUGCUGAAUGUUCUCUGUACUUACUAAUAAUGUACACUGUAUUAUGUAAAUGUGAAUUUGUUAGAAUUCUUACAGCAGUUACUCUUCAACUCUCAAAACAGACAAAUAAAAUAAUCAAAAGCAUA